AAUCUUUUCGGUAACAUUUUUGGCGAGCGCAACCGCCCCGAUUCCUCCCACAAUCCGACUCAGAUCACUGGGCCCAGUCCUUCCGAUGAUAUCCGAAUGAAGGCGGCGGCGGCGGCGGCGUCGUCCCCCGACCACCAUCUCCUCCCCUCCUCCUCCAACUUCCGAUGCCCCACCCCGACAACAAAUCCAGCCGCCCCUCCUGCCUCCUCCUCUCCCUCCACCACCACCUUUCCCUCGGCCGCGUCGACCUCGCCGUCGACGCCCUCCCCCUCCUCGCCUGCCGCGGCCUCCGCCCAGAUCUACCCACCCUCGCCCUGCUCCUCAGUCAAUGCCUCCGGUCCGGCUCCCUCCCCCUAGCCCGCCGCGUGCACCUCUUCCUCCGCCUCUCCGGCUUUAAGCGCUCCUACCCCUGGUACACCCCACUCUCCAACCAUCUCCUUGCCUUCCACUUCCUCCGCGGCCGCCCUUCCGACGCCCGCCGCCUCUUCGCCCGCAUGCCUCACCCUAACCUCUUUUCCUUCAAUGCCAUGCUGGCCGGCUAUGCCCGCGUAGGCCUCCUCCGCCACGCCCGCCGCCUCUUCGACCGAAUGCCUCACCGCGAUGUCGUCUCCUGGAACACCAUGAUCAUCGCCCUCGCCCGCGCUGGUUCCUUUCGCGAUGCCGUCGGCCUCUACUCCCAGCUCCGCCACUCCUCCCUCGGCUUCAACCCCCACACCUUCUCCGGCCUCCUCAUCGCCUGCAACCGCCUCCGCGACAUGGGCCUCAUCCGCCAGGUCCACGCACAGGUCUUUCUCCUUGGGUUCUUGUCAAACCUCAUCAUCUCGAGCUCCCUCGUCGACGCCUACGCUAAAUGUGGCUACUUAGACUACGCAAGGAAGCUGUUUGACGAGAUGCCCACGAGAGACGUGCUUGCCUGGACCACGCUUGUCCACGGUUUUGCCAAUUGCGGUGACUUGGUCUCUGCCCGUACGCUGUUCGACGGGAUGCCGGAUAGGAAUCCGGUCUCGUGGACUGCCCUUAUUGGAGGCUACACACGUCAUGGUCAUCCGUUGGAAGCUCUCGACUUGUUCCGGGGAAUGAUGAGCUGGGGCGUUAGGCCUGAUCAAUUCACUUUCAGUAGCAGUCUUUGUGCUUGCGCUGCUAUCGCUUCGCUGAAGCACGGGAAGCAGAUUCAUGCCCGGCUGUUGCGAACCCGUUUCAAUCCCAACGCGAUAGUCCUCAGCUCUCUUAUCGACAUGUACUCCAAAUGUGGGGAUUUGGCGGGAGGCCGAUGGGUUUUUGAUCUUACCGAUCCUGAUACGAGGGACACAGUGUUGUGGAAUACCAUGAUGUCAGCAGUUGGGCAGCAUGGUCUUGGGAGGGAGGCGAUUCGGAUGUUUGAGGAAAUGAUUAGUGCUCUCAUGAAGCCUGAUGCCAAUACCUUCGUGGUCCUCCUCAGUGCUUGCAGUCACUCGGGUCUUGUGGCUGAGGGGCUGCAGCUGUUUAAAUCCAUGGCACAAAGCCAUCACAUUGUGCCUGAAGAAGAUCACUAUGUGUGUCUGGUGGACUUGCUUGGCCGUGCUGGAUGUUUCAAAGAGGUGAUGGAGUGGCUUGGAAAGAUGCCGUUGAGAUCAAGUUGUCGGGCUUGGAAUGCAUUGCUGGGGGCAUGUAGGAUUCAUAGAAAUCUACAGUUAGGAAGGGAGGUGGCAGGGCGCCUUCUCAAGUUGGAGCCUCAUAGUUCUGCGGCAUAUGUGCUUCUUUCAAAUAUCUGUGCUGAUGUUGGGAAUUGGGAAACUGUUGAGAAGGUAAGGCACAUCAUGCAGGAGAAAAAAGUGAGGAAGGAGCGAGCUGCAAGCUGGAUUGAAGUUGAUCAUACUGUCCACUUCUUUGGAGCCUCAGAUCACUUGCACCCCUCGAAAGAAGACAUAUAUGCUGCAUUGGAACAAUUAGUUUCUCAGAUGGAUGAUGAUUCUUCUAUAACGUAGAAGCUUAGCUGCAAAGUAACACUUCAAUUUUGCUAUUACACACCUGAGGUGAUUUUUACCAUUAUUUGCGGAACCCACACUAUUUACAUGCGAACGCUGGUGAAGAGCAAAGUUUUUAGUUUCAGCUGCAGAUGUCAAUCCAUUUCUUUUUGUAUCAAAUUCUUUAGAAAAUCUCUGAUUAUUGGAUUCAGUGAGCCGCUACAGCAUUGUACAAUAGGAAGAUAUAGAUAACCAUUUGUCUUCCUCCAGCAAUGCUGAGUAGAAGUUGCACAUCAAGUGAAUUUGAUGAAGCAAGAGCCCAAGCAGUGUUAAAUUUAAGGCUUAGAGGCGGACAAGAGAUCACUCAUCACUAAUUAUCCUUGCGCUGUCAGAGGAUGUUGAGAAAAUCUCAAAAAAUAAUCCAUUAUUUCCCCACUACAACUGUACAUAUUUUGUUGUAAAAUUUUGUACUUCCGGUGACACCAAGAAUUAUGUGUUGGCUAAUUUAAUUGAUAUUGUACAAUUUAGAUUUAUGCUGAUUUAGAUCUAGCAAUUUUUGUUGUGGCUUGAUAUCCGAAGGUUUGUAAUGACUUAUUGGCCUUAUUAUGGUUCAUAAGUCUGUCAGGGUCUUGGUUUGCACUGUGACAUUAAGUAGCUGAUGUUUAAUCGAACUGGCUGCAUCAUGCAGUGGGAUGUCUUUGAUCCACAAGAAAAGGAAAGAGAAAAAUGGAAAACUGUUGCAAGUU
Molecule: messenger RNA, 2689 nt
Organism: Elaeis guineensis (African oil palm)
Lineage: Eukaryota; Viridiplantae; Streptophyta; Magnoliopsida; Arecales; Arecaceae
Product: pentatricopeptide repeat-containing protein At2g21090
Biological process (GO): RNA modification
Molecular function (GO): RNA binding; protein binding
Source: RefSeq, a predicted model, not a curated record